Messenger RNA from Mytilus trossulus (common blue mussel), 2115 nucleotides. RefSeq names its product spermatogenesis-associated protein 17-like. Gene Ontology annotation, molecular function: protein binding. Lineage: Eukaryota; Metazoa; Mollusca; Bivalvia; Mytilida; Mytilidae. The record is from RefSeq and is a predicted model, not a curated record. Bases 74 to 1159 code for a protein of 361 amino acids. The transcript has 11 exons.
UUUGACAGGUCGAAAAGUAAUCAGGUUCAUUUAAGUAGAGCUACAAAUUUUUUCUUGACAACAACAAUACAAUAUGGCGGCUAUGGUCAGAUUGCUGCGGCAGACUGACCAAAUCGUUGAAGAUUCGUACGAAAGGAAAAAUGAGGCUGAACUGCAGAGACAGAGAGAAUAUUUAUCAUCUGUUAAAAUUCAAGCCAAUUUUAGAGGAUCUCAAGUACGAUCAUACUUCACACACUUAAAUAACUGUGCUACAGUAAUACAAAAGAGCUGGAGAGGGUAUGUUGGAAGACAGUCUUUCAGAGUUAUUGUGAAGAACAGUGUAUUGAUUAUGAAACUGAACCAUUUCAAUGCUAUGGCAACUCAGGUACAAAAGAUAUGGAGAGGAUAUUACGUUAGGAAAUAUGUGUAUAACUAUUACAGUCAAAAGAGAUAUCUGGAAGCACUUAUUGUUAAGAAUGCUAUAGUGAGGAGUGAACUAGAAGACUAUACAGAACAGCAAGAAAACUUAAGAAGAAGACAAACAGAACAUGAAGAAAGAAAAUUAAAUGAAUUUUUGGCCCGUAAAAAUCAUCAUCUCAUCAGUACAGAAGUUAUUCCAGGAAUCUAUAAUUCACCAUUCAACCCUUAUCCAUCAGAGCAAGAAUUCUUAUUGAGAAGUGUAGCACCACUUAAACAUGAGAAGACAAAGAAAAUAGGACAUUCAUAUGAUCCUACAUGUAGAAGCUACGAAUGUCCAAAACCUAAAGCAUUGCCACCUAUAGUUGUGAAACCCCAGGGUCCAUUCAGAGAUCCAACAGAAGUACAGAAACAGAGGUACAAAGGAUUCCAGCCAACAUUACGUGUAGCUACAUCAUUUACAUCACUAGAAGAAGCCAGACAAAUCUUGAAAGCAGAGGAAUGGGUCACAAGACUUAAUGAUGAUAUAUUUCAACCGUUUAAAAGAAGAGAUCGUAAAUACGAGCCACUGUUACACUCAACUUCCAAAUUUGGUCAUUUGCCAUUUGGAACAAAAUAUUACAGAGAAGAAUUUCUUGAUAAACAUAUAACACCAAAGCAAAUACCUCUAUUAAAACCAUCUACAAAGCCUUUCAAAACCUUGGUCCCACCCAUCCCUAUGUUUGAUAGAUUGAAUGACACAUACUCACAAGGACAAGUGUGAUAACCAGAAAAAUAGAGAAAAACAGACAAUUUGUGAUAGUUGAUUUAGGAUGGAGACCUAAGGGGAAUACAUCCUUCAUUUUAUAAUGAUAUGUUUGAAUUUUAGAUGUUCAUCUAAUCUAAAACUAUGUUUAUGAACUGUGAUGUUAUAUUGACAUUUAUUUGUACAAGAAUGUUUUAAAAAUCAUGAAUUCUUGUAACAAGUUGUGCAUUGUUUGUUUUUUUUACAGAUGAAAAAAUAAUGAAAAUUUGUUGAAUUACUGAUUUUAUACAAAUUUUUAAAAACGAAUAAAAGUUUCCAGAACUAUUAUAUUAUGUAAGAAAUGACUUCUACUCUUCUCUUUAUUAAAGUUAUGUCCUUUGAUUCAAUUGGUUAUUCAUAUUUUCUUAGUUUUAACUAGCACCAGGUUACGUUUCUGGAUUUCCAGAUUUUGUACCUAUAUAUUCCUGAUCAGUUUUAAAAAUACGAAUAAAAGGUGAAUGGAUCAGAGUAACGAACAGAGACAGAAAAUGUGUUGGAGGAUAUCUUUGUUUACAUAGUUGAGACAUUAAGACUUAAAAAAAAUAUUUUGCUUUGGCUCAAAGAUACAAUUAAAAAUGUUGUUUUAAAUAAAAAUAUUCAAUUUUUUUACCAAAUAUCUUUAGGAAAGGCUUAUAAUUUAUUGUUUUUUCUUGUUGUAUAAGAAAAAAAGCAAUAUUAAAAGAUUUUGGAAAUAUUUUAUUUCUGUUUGCAUAUAUAUAUAUUGUGACAGAGAAAUGUCAUUUUAAAUUUUUUUUUAAAUGAAAACGUAAGAAAGCAAAAGGUGUCUUAGCUAAUAUCUAAUAUCUUUUGUUAUUUAUUGUGCUAUUUUUGCUAUAACAAAAUGUGAUAUUGUGAUAAUUCUGUAUAUUAUUUUAUCUAAUAGAAUCUAAAUUUGUUUGUAAGUACAUAUUGAUAUAAAACAAUACUGUUAUUUA